ACGGUUAUAACUCGAAUGAAUGUCUUACAUAGUAGGUUGCAACUCUUUCUAAAAUUCAUUGAGAUGACUCAAAGGUACAAAGACAAAGUUGCGUUGGUCACUGGCGGAAGUAAGGGGAUUGGCAAGGGAAUCGUCACAGUCUUUGUGCAACAAGGCGCCAAAGUUUGCUUUUGUGCUCGGGAUGAAGAUGUCGGAAAAAAACUAGAAAAGGAAUUAAAUGGGAAAUAUCCCGGAUCUUCAUUUUUUGUGAAAUGUGACGUUGCUAAAGAAGAAGACAUUAUAAAAGUUGUUAACUCUACUGUAGCUAAGUUCGGAGAAAUUGAUUGUCUUGUGAAUAAUGCGGGAAGACAUCCACCUGAUCAAAAGAUUGACGAUAUUUCAGCAGCUGAAUUACGAAGUUUGUACGACACGAAUGUUGUCAGUUACUUCCUAUUUGCCAAAUAUGCAUUGCCAAGUCUUCGGAAAACUAAAGGCAACAUCAUCAAUUUAUCAAGUUUAGUAGGAAGUAUGGGACAACCUAAUGCUGUUCCAUAUGUAUCAACAAAGGGCGCCAUCAUAGCCAUGACAAAGGCAAUGGCUAUUGACGAGGCUGUCAACGGUGUACGAGUCAACUGUAUAAGUCCGGGAAAUGUUUGGACACCUAUGUGGUCAAAACUGGCGAACGAAGCAAUAGAUACAAAUAAAGCAACCAUAGAUGGCGCCGAAGCGCAGCUGAUGGGAAGAUAUGGUUCUAUGGAAGAAUCUGGGAAUCUCGCUCUAUAUAUUGCAGCGGAAGCAACAUUCACUACAGGAGUUGAUUUCCUAUUGACUGGUGGUGCAGAAUUGAGUUAUGGCCGCAAAACAAGAGUCCAAGCUCAGAUGCCAAGCACUUUAUAACGUACUGUACAUCGGCGUUUUCACCUAUUGAGCAUUCGAGUUUUUAUAACGUUAUUAAAUCAUAUCCUCACUAUAAUAAAACCUAUAUAUAAAUUG
This is a messenger RNA of Styela clava, 972 nucleotides long. The record is from RefSeq and is a predicted model, not a curated record. NCBI's taxonomy places the organism in Eukaryota, Metazoa, Chordata, Ascidiacea, Stolidobranchia, Styelidae.